AUGGACGCGCCCGUCGUCAAGUUCAAGAAGCGAGGUGCCAAAGCUGCGCCCCGAAAAGUCGCUCCGCCACCGCCUCAAUCCGAUUCGGAUUUCUCGUCAGGGUCAGACGCAGAGGGCGAAGAUGGUCACGUAGUCAAGCGACGGAAGACUAACGGUAAUGCGCUCAAGGCUUCCACCGCAGACCAAAAGGCGACCACAGCCGUCGAGGGCACAACACAGUACGCAGCGAAUCGCUCGGCCGUAAUAGAAGCAAGCAACGAUGCGACCAAGCAAUCAAACUGGUACGACGAGAACGCCGACGACGCUCUCAGCUCCAAAAACCUGCUCGGCAGCACGCGAACGAAGCCUCAAACCUUCAUUGAAAAGAACCCCGACGCGCCCAGUCGCCAAGUAGGGCCUAUGAAAGCAUCGACAAACAUACGAACAAUUACCGUCACAGAUUACACGCCGGAUGUGUGCAAGGACUACAAGCAGACAGGGUUCUGUGGUUUUGGCGACAACUGCAAGUUCUUGCACGCGCGUGAAGAUUAUGCGGCAGGCUGGAAGCUGGACCGCGAAUGGGAGAUGUCGACCAAGGGCAAGAAGCCAGGGGGUACGGUUGUCGCUUCUGCGAACAGGGACGAGAAGGAAAAGGAUGAGGAUGGGGUUGAUCUCGCGCUGUUGGAGAAGAUACCGUUCGCCUGUAUCAUCUGCAAGAAGCCAUACAAGAAUCCCAUUAUCACAAAAUGCGGACACUACUUCUGCGAGGCUUGCGCCCUAAAAAGGUAUCGGAAGGAUCCUACAUGUGCGGCGUGUAGUGCAAAGACAUAUGGUGUGUUUAAUGGCGCGAAGAACCUCCAGAAGUUGUUGGAGAAGAAGCAGAAAUGGGAGGACAAGAAGAAGGCAGAAGCGGAAGAGAAGGCAAAGGAAGAGGAAGGCGGCGAUUGAGACUAGUAGGCAGCAUUUAGUGUCGAGAUAUCAGGGAGGUGUUCAGCAACAUAUACAAUGGCCGGUGAUGGAAGCUGGACAUCUCUUUGCUUCGCUCCCCCACGGCCAUAUCCGCUAGUCCUCAUACAUGCCUAUGUUGUAGAGGCAAUCGGGCACAUUACGACGGAACACGGCACCACUCA
Molecule: messenger RNA, 1109 nt
Organism: Alternaria alternata
Lineage: Eukaryota; Fungi; Ascomycota; Dothideomycetes; Pleosporales; Pleosporaceae
Exons: 1
Coding region: 1-927 (308 amino acids)
Biological process (GO): snoRNA splicing
Cellular component (GO): U2-type spliceosomal complex
Molecular function (GO): metal ion binding
Source: RefSeq, a predicted model, not a curated record